AUGUUCAUUAGGCGGCGCUUCUUUAGCAUUAUUGGCAGAGCUAUGAAUGGUACACAGCAAUACGAGACAGAAGUCUUGAAAGUUAAUCCCUCUACUAUUAUCAUUAAUGAUGAAAAAAAGUCAAUAGAAUUUACUAAUAGUGAAACUAAGAAAGCUAUCGAGACAGCAGCUAGUUUGUUAAGAAGCUCACAAGUGGUGGGCUUUCCAACCGAAACUGUUUAUGGCUUAGGUGCUAGUUCGUUGUCAUCAGAUGCGGUUACAAAAAUAUAUGAGGCCAAAAACAGACCUGCUGAUAAUCCUUUGAUUUCACACAUCUCUUCAGUUGACAUGAUUAAAAAUGUUUUCAAAACCGAAGUACCUGAAAUAUACAACCCACUAAUAUCUAAAUUUUGGCCGGGGCCAUUAAGUAUAAUUCUACCGGUUUCCGAUGACUGUCCGGUAUCUCCAGUGGUAACUGCUGGACAAAAUACCUUUGCCGUUAGGAUGCCUGAAAACAAAAUUGCCAGAGCCUUGAUACAAGUUUCCAAUUUACCACUAGCUGCGCCUUCUGCUAAUGCAUCAACCAGGCCGUCACCAACUAAAGCAGAACACGUUCUACAUGAUCUGAAUGGUAGAAUCCCGUUGAUUCUAGAUGGUGGAUUGUGUGAUGUGGGGUUAGAAAGUACGGUUGUAGAUGGUACAGUGGACCCACCCAUGCUCUUAAGACCGGGAGGAGUGAGUUUAGAAGAAAUUCGUAAACUUGGUCAUGGAUGGGAAAACAUCGUUUUAGGUAAGAAGACAGCAGGACAGUAUGAAAAAGUCCGUACGCCUGGAAUGAAAUAUAAACAUUAUUCUCCUACAGCCAGAGUGAUUCUUUUCGAAAAUUUUGAUAAGCUGGAGUCUGCAAUUGAUACAUAUCUAAAAAACAGUACAAUCACGAGCAACACAAAAAUUGCUGUUUUGACUACCAAACAUUGGGACACUAGUGGCGGGGGGAAUUUGGUUAUACCUCUCGGAAAAGAGGGAGAAGAAAUUCAGCGUAAUCUAUUUGCGGCUUUAAGAGACGCAGAUGCACAGGAGGUUGACCUAAUUUUUGUUGAAGGUGUUGAUGAGGGUGAACAGGGAUUAGCAAUCAUGAACAGAUUGUCAAAAGCUGCAAGUGACAUAAUAUCGAAUAAGUAG
This is a messenger RNA of Pichia kudriavzevii, 1161 nucleotides long. RefSeq lists its product as uncharacterized. Gene Ontology annotation, cellular component: cytoplasm. Bases 1 to 1161 code for a protein of 386 amino acids. The transcript has a single exon. Gene Ontology annotation, molecular function: nucleotidyltransferase activity; double-stranded RNA binding; tRNA binding. Gene Ontology annotation, biological process: regulation of translational fidelity. Lineage: Eukaryota; Fungi; Ascomycota; Pichiomycetes; Pichiales; Pichiaceae. The record is from RefSeq and is a predicted model, not a curated record.